ACCCUCUCGAGUGCAGGCCUUGGAGUUGAGUUGCGGCUCUGGAACUGGACAAGUGACCCUCAACCCCAGUGAGAUGUUGGAGCUGAGCUGCAGUCUGUUUCCUGAGGUCAGCCCUUUGAGGCUAGGUCUCCGUUCCUUUCCAUCCGGUGAGCAGUUUUCCAAUAUUAUGUGGAAGAAGAACGGGCAUCCGCUGAGAGAAGCAGACAACCUCCGUGUCCUCCCCAACGGUUCUUUGUUGAUCGAAGCAGCUGUGAAACACGACAACCACUCAGGAGGCUCCAGCGUGGAAGGAAAUUAUUCUUGUACCACUCAGGGCCCGUUUGGGUCCGUCACUGGCCAAACUCUGAUGCUCCGAGAAUCUUCCUUGCCUCCAUUUUUCCAACAUCCAGAACCCCAAUCUGUGCCAGAAAACGGCAUGGCUCGUUUUGAGUGUCGGAUCAAAGGUUUGCCUGCUCCGGUCAUCACUUGGCAGAAAGACAGUGAGGCUGUGCCUUCGGAACCAAGGUUCAUCGUCCUUCCACAUGGUGUCCUGCAAAUCACGGAUGUCCAGGAAGGAGAUGCUGGGGCCUACCAUUGCGUGGCAACCAAUGCAGUAGGAAGUCGCUACAGCCUGGAUGCUCCCCUCACUCUCUUGAAAGGUCCCCAACAACCAACGAUGGGUGAUGUAGUCAUUGUCACAGCACCGGAGAAUGCCACCGUGGUAGUUGGAGAGACUGUUGUGAUGGAGUGUGUCGCAUCGGCAAAUCCCACACCUUUCAUCUCUUGGAUACGGGAAGAUGGGAAUCCGAUUUCAACGGAUGUGAUUGUGUUAGGACGGACCAACCUCGUGAUCCUUUCCGUUCAGCUUCAUCAUGCAGGCGUCUACGUAUGCCGGGCCAACAAACCCCAAACCAGGCAGUUUGUAACAGCCGCAGCUGAGCUCCGAGUCCUUGCUCCUCCUACAAUCUCCCAGGCACCUGAAACCAUUUCUCGCACUCGGGCCAGCACCGCCAGGUUUGUCUGCAAAGCAGAAGGAGAGCCGUUGCCCACCGUACACUGGACGAGGAACGGAAAGCUGCUACUGUCUAAAGGGCGGGUUAAAAUCCAGGGCAGUGGUACCCUCGUGAUCAACCAGAUCGGCUUGGAUGACGCCGGCUAUUACCAGUGUGUGGCUGAAAAUCACCUUGGCAUGGCCUGUGCUACCGCCAGGCUAGAGGUGAUCGUGCGGGAAGGCCUGCCCAGCGCUCCGAAGAGGGUAUCGGCAAGUUCUCUCUCCAGCACCACUGUCUUGGUAUCCUGGGAACGGCCGGAGUUCAACAGUGAGCAGAUUAUUGGAUUCUCUCUUCAUUACCAAAAAGCCUUCGGUGCUGACAACGUGGAAUACCAGUUUGCGGUGAAUAACGACACCACUGAGUUUUCGGUGAAAGACUUGGAGCCCAACACCAAUUAUAUCUUCUACGUGGUGGCCUACUCCCAGCUCGGAGCUAGCCGGACUUCCUCAUCUAUAAAUGUGAAGACCUUGGAGGAUGUUCCUGGUGGAGCCCCUCAGAUUUCCCUGUCCAGUAUAACUCCGACUGACAUCAAGGCAACAUGGCAGCCUCUCCCUUCAGAACUGAGCAACGGAAAAAUUGUCAAGUACAAAAUUGAGUAUGCUUCUCUCAAGGAAGACCUGAUUUCUUCAACGGAGCUCAGUGGGAAUGAAACCCAGCUGGUGCUUUACGGGUUGCAGCCAAACAAAAUCUACAAAGUUCGGAUUGCAGCAAGCACCAGUGCGGGCUAUGGGGCUCCAUCAGAAUGGACUCAGCACCGCACUCCAGAUCGGGACAACCAAACCCAUGUUCUCUUUGCCCCAACUGAGUUGAUGGUCCAAGCCAAAAUGGACUCGCUGUUGGUAAGCUGGCAGCCUCCACCUAACCACGGACAAAUUUCAGGCUACAAGCUGUAUUAUCGGGAAAUACCCACCGAGGAGUCAAGCAGGGAGAUCCCUUCGGAAGGCCGUCUUCGGGAUGUCGGACCCGUAAAACUGAAGAAGAAAGUGAAACAACACGAGCUGAGACAAUUAGUUCCUGGACAGCUUUAUGAAAUCAGGCUGGUGGCUUUCAACAAGCAUGAAGAGGGCUACGCAGCCGUGUGGAAAGGCAGGACGGAGCGAGCACCUGUCACCGCAGCUGAUCUUCCAGUUCAUAAAGGUCCCCCACCACCUCCUGGGCAUCUCCACGUUGAUUCCAAUAGUUCCACAACGAUUUGGCUGCGGUGGAAGAAACCCAACUUCACCACCGUGAAGAUCGUCAACUACACAGUGCGAUUCAGCCCUUGGGGGUUAAAGAAUGCCUCGCUUGUGAUGUAUUACACAAGCUCUAAAGAGAAUGUUCUGAUCAGCGGACUGAAACCAUUCACAAGAUACGAGUUUGCGGUGCAGUCCAACGGUGUCGGAAUGGAUAGUCCGUUUGGAAAUGCGGUGGAGUGUUUCACCCUCCCAGAUAGGCCCUCCACUCCCCCUUCUGACCUGCGGUUACACCCCAUCAACCCAUACGCGGUCCAGCUUCACUGGUGUCCCCCCCUGGAACCAAAUGGCAUUAUCGUGGAAUAUGUCAUCCUCUACAACGCCAACUGCACCCAGCCGGAUGAGAUGUGGACUCUGUUGACCAAAGAGGGCAGUACCUUCAGCGCUGAAGUUGACGGGUUGGAGAGCGACACCAGAUAUUUCUUCAAGGUGGGAGCCAAGACGGUUAUAGGAUCAGGACCGUAUUCUAGCGUGAAAGACGUGCAGACCUUGCCGGAGGGAUUCACAGAUAUCUUAGUUCAUUCUGUCACCGGAGUCACGGUAGCCAUCUGCCUCCUCUGCAUCGUCUUCUGUGCCUGUGCCAGCUUUCGCAACAAUUACCUGAAGAAAUCUAUGCCUGGUUUGGAUUCCCAAGCUUCAGGAAGCCAUGCGUACCACCACCGGAGCCGACAGGCGGCACCCCUCUCGGUAAUCCCUUCAACUUCCCAUGAAAUGGAGUCCCUCAUGGCUCCCCUUUCUGAUGGUGCUCCCUCACCUCCGAGCGAUUGUGCAGAGCUGACUGAAGCCCGUGGUCUCAUCCGUGGUCAUCCUCUGGAGGACAAUGUGGGCCACAUCCCAAUAAAGCCUCCAUGGGAGAAAUCUCUGAACAGCUGGACAAACAGCAUCGCCGGCUACGAAGUCUCCAUUCCAAAAGAGCCCACCGUGGCUUUAAAUGGAUCACUGAAGAUGGCUUCCAAUGGAGGACAGAAGCUCUUGUUGCAAGCUCUGGUUUACGAGGUUGUCACGAAUGAAGCGAAAAAGGAGCACCCACUCAGCAGCCUCAAUCAACUGGAAGCCGAGGUCAUUGUCCAUUCGGAUUUCUUAGCCUCCAACCGAGAUUGUGGUUCCCAAUUCCACAUGCUGGACCUGGAAAGGACUCCCUGUGAGGAUUGUGAACCAGAAACAGUCCCCAUGGAAGAUCUACCUGAGCAGGUUUCUUACAGUCCUUCUCAGCAAGAACUCAAUAUUAUAUCCCCAGACCGAGAUGGCAAGGGUCAGCCUGAAGCCCCGGAUACAUUGCUGAAGAUCAAGAAAGAGGAUCACCAGAGAGCUACCAAAUUACAUGGAGAAGAUGGAGGGCUCCCCCAGAUGGGAGGAAGCUCGGACGCAAUGGGAAGCGGGGACUCUGAGCCAUCUCACAAAGGGGCAGUGGACACACAGCCCAUCUUGCGCGACGCUCUUCCCACCGCCCACCCGCAAGGCCUUCUGCAUAGCGGCCUCUCUAAUAUGAUUGACUCUCCUUCCGGGUUUGAAAACGCAGCGUGCGUCCACCAUCUUUGAUGAGAGCUUCGAUUAAAUUCUUGGCCGCGGCAGACCUCGGAGAAACAGAAUAGCUGUAAAGAUUAGGCCUUCGUGGCACUGAAUAGUCUCAUAAAGUGUGGUUGGGAAGGGAAGGGAAUGAUAUUAGCUCUGUAAGAGUUUAUAAGGAGGACCUCCCUCCCCUUCCCCCCCACGAAGUAUUGUGUCUGCUCUCUCUCUCUUCCCCAGCCGCUCUGCAAAGGCUACUGAGGAUCGGCGAACUUCAUACCAAUUAUGAGUUAAUGUUGUGCCUCACCAAGACCCAGGAGUAGGCAGCGUAAGGCCCACCAGCUAAAUACACCAUUUUACUACCAGGUGCAGCUGUCGCACAUAACCAGUUGCGUUGGGAGGAAGAUGGUUUCAUGAGACGUCCUGAGGUUGGUCCUGGAGUUGAACUGCUGUUCUGAACGUUGUCACGGAUCUUAGGUGCCCUUCUUCUACGUCUCCAAAGGAUGAAAAUGAAGCAGAGAUGGAAAGCAAUAAGUAAAGAUGGCCUGAGAAGAUUUCGUAGUAUCCCUUGUUCUGCUGCCGUAGGUACUGAUGUUGGGCUAAAGCCAAAUGCAAUUUUUUUUUGCCAACGCUGUUUUUACUAAGAAGACACAUCGGUCUCCAAACGUCCAUCGCAAACUGGGAAGAAAAUAAAUUUGCAUCAGCAUACUAUACAUUUGUAUUUUUUGCAAGGAUCUUUCGAUUAAGAUAAUUGUGAAAAUAUUUCUCUCCCGGGUCUCCAAAACCUAACAAAUCGGUUUGAAGCAUCAAGCCACUUUCAGCCCCCUUUAGAAAAUCACCGUCAGUCUCUAGAUGUAGAGAGAACGCAACAAGGCAAUGUACGGUUUGUUCAUUGGUAGCUUAAGCAUGUUGUGUGACCCACCCACCCUUAUGGUGUAUAAAUCAUAGGUUACAGUUGAAUGUGGCUUGUCAACCCAGCUAUUUUAGUUAGCAGACUCUGAUAAAGCAUAACUUGGCUUAGCAUGUUGUGUGAACUCAGGCACUGAAUCAGAGGAAUAUUCCCAAUUGCCUGGAUGUGAUUUCCUUUCCUAUUAGCAUUGGGAUGGUUAGAGCAGAGGUGUCAAACUCACAUUGUCACGGCAAUGUCAUGUGACGAGGCAGGACUUUUUUUCCCUUCGCUAAACCGGGCGUGGCCGUGGCCAACGCCUGACGCAUCUCGCCCACGGGCUCGGAGUUUGACAGCUCUGGGUUAGAGGGUUAACCAAACAUUCACACAUUAAUCUUGUCAGCUUCCUGCUAACAUAUUCUGGCAUUCUGGGUUUGAUGCAAGAUGUGGCUAGUGUAAAUCACACCAGAACAAACCGCAGAUAUAUUUUGCGUUAGAUGGGCGUUAGUGUCCUGAAGAUGUCUAAGAGAUGGAUUGUGUCUAGGUAACUUCUCACGCAACCAGUAUGUUUGUACUUUAACUCCGUCAACAAAAGAACUGAAGGUUUCCUUCAUGACAUAGUUCCAUUUUUGGCCAGUGUUCCUCCUUAACCAGAGCUGAUAAGUUAUGAAAAGUACUAUUGGUGCUGCAGUGAUUCACCUUCAGCCUGAUGGCAUUCUCUUGAAAUGGGCAUGCUAUAGGUGGAACGUAAUUUACAUUCCCCCAUUGUAAGAUGGACCAUCUUGUACGGACCAUCUAUCAGUGAUGAAGUUCCGAAAAUCAAGUGGACUGUCUCCAUUUGUCUUUGAUUCGAAGACCCCACUAGUGAUACUUUUCUUGCUGCAAUAAUAUCUGGCCCAUUGGGUGAAGCCUUCCCCCAGAGAUUAGCAGAGAUGGGGAGAGAACCAAGAACUAAGAGCAAUCUUGGAGUGACUACAGGAAAGUUGAGUGAAAGACUGAAAAACAAAUGUGAACGUUGUAAUCUUCAAGAGUAGUGUGAACCUACCCAUUUGAUUCUAUUAUCCACAUGGCUAAGAGUGAUGCAAGAACCACAGGUUUUUCUCCAUCACUUGGUUAAGAAGAUUUGACCCUCAUUGGAGUUCCUUGUUAUUGUGGCUUCAGUCUGCAGGACACUGAAACAAUUGAUUAGCCUGCUUAACGCUUUGAGAUGGGUCACACCAUACACGAAGCCAAAAUCAAAUGACCUGAAUGAAUUUAUGUUCAGCCAGCCACUUGGUUUGUAAAUCAUGGUUUAUAACCAGCAUCUUUCUCAAAGCCAACCAUUUGUGGAUUCUUCAACACACUAUGGUGAAGCAAGCUUUGGUAGGUCCUAGCUAGUCCUACCAAACUAGUCUUACCAUUUUGUCUGAAACAGGGGUGGUCUGAAGUGGACUGGACCCCUUCUGGCUGAGAGCUGAUGAAGAUUACGGAGACGUUCUCUUGGUAGAAUCUUUUGAAAAACUAGAGCGACGAUUCAACCAUGGUUUUUCACUCUGAUGCAACCCGUUUUCUCAACUCUGGAGGUUCCUUUCUUGGAAUGCAGAAUUUAAAAAAGAAAACAGAGCUGGCUGUUUCUCUCAUUUCUUUGGGGUUUCAAGCUGAAAGCCAUCUCUCUCACAGCUCUCGCUUCUGUUGCGUAAGAUGACUCUUCCAAAAAGUAGGCGGGGCAGUUCCUUACGACACACUCUGCAAGUGCUUCUAACAGCUUGUACUGAAAACUUGAGAACCUUUUUCAGCCUCUUGGGCUGGGUCCACGACAAUUCGCCUCAGCCAACUCACCACGGGGGUGGGGGGACGCGCCCCGGAACAAGAGUUACACCAAUGAUCAAAGAAACAGUGGAAUAGAAUCAUUUAAAAAAAAAAGGAUGCCAAAGGAGGGACAAAAUGAAAUGUGAAUGACAAACAUCAAAAUAAGGUUUACGUUAUUUUAAAUCAUGAAACUGAAUUGGUGAAUUGUCCCGCAGCGAGGGGUCGCGUGGCGAGUUGGCCGUAUUGAGUUGGCCGCAGCCAAUCGGCCAAGGCGAGUUGACCGUGGCAAGUUGGCUGCAGCGAGUUGGCCCACCUGGCUUGCCUCACCAAUCUGUGCAUUUAGGUUAGGAGGCCUAAGUGGGGAUUUUCCCCACACCAGCCCCAUGGAAGUGACUGGAAUCUGUACAGGAUUCUUUGCAUUAGAUUCGCAACAGGCAUUUUUUGCCAAUUUAGGCCUCUGAAUUCUUGUACCUGAUAUUUUAGGUAUUGGAUCUAUCUCUUUUCUCCUUUUUUAACGUAUGACAAUGUAUUUUUUAUUUCUUCAGAGCGUCUUUAUAUUAUUUAAUUUUAUAUAAAAGAGAGGGGGGGAAAUAAUAAUAGCGUGUGUUCUAGAGUAGCCUUUUUACACCUUUUUCUCUGUUGUGUCUCCCUUUUCCCCUUAACACAACUACCUCAUGCUUGUUUUUUUGUUUUGUUUUGUUUUUUUAAUGAAAAUAAAGGAGUAGAUUUUG
Pantherophis guttatus is the source of this 7174-nucleotide messenger RNA. The record is from RefSeq and is a predicted model, not a curated record. Lineage: Eukaryota; Metazoa; Chordata; Lepidosauria; Squamata; Colubridae.